This is a messenger RNA of Exophiala bonariae, 2220 nucleotides long. RefSeq lists its product as uncharacterized. The transcript is spliced from 3 exons. Gene Ontology annotation, biological process: vesicle-mediated transport; intracellular protein transport. Gene Ontology annotation, cellular component: membrane coat. The coding region runs from base 1 to 2220 and encodes 739 amino acids. NCBI's taxonomy places the organism in Eukaryota, Fungi, Ascomycota, Eurotiomycetes, Chaetothyriales, Herpotrichiellaceae. The record is from RefSeq and is a predicted model, not a curated record. Gene Ontology annotation, molecular function: clathrin binding.
AUGGACUAUGAGGACACAUCGCAGAAUGCAUUGCUUGAUGCAAAGCAAAUCUGUCGAUGCCAGUGGUGCGAAAUCUACAUUCUCCAUCAAUCGUUGGCGGAGGCUGGACUCGCAAAUGUUCCUGAACCACCACCGGCUCACACUCUUGAACAGGGAAAAGUUGCCGAGUUACGGCAAGAGCUCGCAGGCACCGGCAAGAAAGAUAAAAAUCACACCGCGAAGAAAAAUGCUCUCAAGAAGAUUGUCGCAAAUAUGACGAUGAGUAAUAACGAUAUGAUCGCUUUAUUUCCCGACAUCAUUGCUUGCAUGCAAAUUCCGGUACUGGAAAUUAAGAAAAUGUCAUUCUUAUAUCUUCAGCAUUAUGCCCGGACAAAGCCAGAUGUGGCCCUGCGAGCACUGCCACUGUUACAAGAGGAUAUGGAAGACCCAAAUCCACUUAUUCGGGCCCUUGCAUUACGAACAGUUUCCUACAUCCACGUCCGCGAGUUUGUCGAGGGCACUGUGAGUCCCUUGAAACGGCUCAUGGGUGAUCAAGACCCAUACGUUCGCAAAACUGCUGCAAUCACUGUCGCAAAGAUCUACGAUCAUGAUAAGCGCCUGGUCGAAGGAUCUGACUUAAUCGAAAGGCUUAAUAGGAUGCUGAAAGACGACAAUCCGACAGUGGUUGCCAGCGCUCUUGCUUCAUUGAAAGAUAUUUGGGAGAGGAAUGAGAAUAUCAGACUCACAAUCGACUAUGCGAGCGCAUCGAAAAUCAUCUCCAUUCUCCCGGACUGCAACGAAUGGUCACAGACUUACAUUUUAGAGUCCCUGAUGUCCUACGUACCGCUGGAAUCCGGGGAAGCGCUUUUGUUGGCCGAAAGAAUUGCCUCGCGUCUUUCACAUUCGAACUCCGCCGUUGUGCUUACUUGCAUACGGGUUAUCAUGUACUUGAUGAAUUACAUUGCAGACACAAAGAAGAUUGACGAAUUGUCGCGCAAGCUCUCGCCUCCACUCGUCACAUUAUUGGCGAAGCCGCCCGAAAUUCAAUAUCUAGCAUUGAGAAAUGCCAUUCUCAUUUUGCAGCAGCGCCCUGAGGUACUCCAGAACGACAUUCGUGUCUUCUUUUGCAAGUACAAUGAUCCGAUCUAUGUCAAGGUAACAAAGUUGGAGCUUAUAUUCAUGUUGGCAAAUAAAAACAACAUCUCUGUGGUUCUGAAUGAGCUCAAAGAGUACGCUACCGAAAUCGAUGUCCAAUUCGUCCGGAAAGCCGUCAGGGCAAUAGGCAAACUUGCGAUCAAGAUUGAGCCAGCCGCUCGUCAGUGUAUUGACACACUUCUUGAGCUGGUCAAUGCUAAGGUCCCGUACAUUGUACAAGAAGCCACAGUUGUCAUCAAGAACAUCUUUCGCAAAUACCCCAACCAAUACGAAUCAGUCAUCUCAACCGUGAUUGGCCAGAUAGAUGACCUCGACGAGCCUGAGGCCAAAGCAGCCAUUGUUUGGAUUAUUGGAGAGUACGCUGAUCGAAUUGAAAAUGCCGAUUCUCUUCUUCAAGACUAUCUAGCAACAUUUCACGAUGAGCCAAUUGAGGUGCAACUCUCUUUACUCACUGCAACAGUCAAACUCUUCCUGCAUCGUCCAACAAAAGGCUCCUCUAUCGUGCCUCAGGUGCUAAAGUGGUGCACUGAAGAAGUCGACGACCCUGACCUCAGAGACAGAGGCUUCAUGUACUGGCGACUCCUCUCCGCGGACCCUGUCGUUGCGAAGAAGGUAGUGAUGGGGGUGAAGCCACCUAUCUCCGCGGAAAGUGAGAAACUUGACCCUGCGACUCUGGAAGAGUUAUGCUUGGGAAUAGGGACUCUGGCCACCAUCUAUCUCAAACCAGUUCAACAAGUGUUCCGAGCAGCACGACCACGUCGACUGCAAGAUUCGCCUGCCUUGCAGAAAAAGAAGGAAGAGUUGAACACGGUGCUGGGCUCGCCAUUGAACCUGGCCAAUCCACUACUCUUGAACACCUCCGUGACGACGCCAGGCGGCACACCUGUGCCCGGACACCAAGCAGCCAUUGCUGCAGCAGAUGAUUAUUUCAAGAAUCUGAGCCUGAGUGACAACAGCGGUGGCGAUAUCCUUACUAGUCCAACCGUAGGCAUGAAUGGCAAUCCAUAUGUCGUGAACCAAAAUGCUCCACAACAAGCCUACCACCCCCAAGCAGGCGUGGCACACAACGGGGACCUAUUGCUAUGA